GGGGAUUAGGGAUUAAAAGUUAAGAACCAGAGAUGAACUUGUAUUUGUCAAGUCACCUACGUUACCCGUCCGACUUAACACAUUCAUUCUAUUCCUACGUAGUACGUACGGCGGUACGAAGGUUUUAAGGUGACGAAGCUAAGAGAUGAACUUGAGGUACCACUACCAGAACAUCUGAAUGUCAUGAGUUAUUCCCAACACAGAUGGACUUGCAAUUCCUUGGAACUGUUUUCCCGGUGAUGAUGCUCCGUAAAUGUCGAAGUGCAAAGAAACAUGCUCAAAUUACAUGUAUACUCGAUCUCUGAGACCAAAGAAUGAAACUAAUUCGCCUAAUGGGACAAAUUCCGCACUACCGCUCGCUCGCUACCGCUGCAUCUCUCGCCUCUCAAACACUUGAAGAGGAACGACGGCAACUGCCUUCUCUAAUAAAAUCAUGCACCCAGAAGACCCAUUUGCUUCAAAUCCACGCCCACCUCGUCUGUACAGGUCUUCUUCAAGACCCCACCAUUUCCCUCAUCUUCUUGUCCCGCCUGGCACUCUCUCCCGCACGAGACGUGGACUAUUCCCGCCAGUUUUUUACUCAAAUCUCGGACCCAUUAACCUUUCACUACAACACCAUGAUCAGGGCCUACUCUAUGAGCAAUUCACCACUGGAGGGGUUUUAUAUGUACCGAGAAAUGAAACGGCAAAGCGUGCGUGUAAACCCUUUGUCUUCUUCGUUUGCUAUCAAGUCUUGUAUUAAGCUUUCUUCAUUGUUAGGGGGAGUUCAGGUUCACGCUAGGAUUUUGACAGAUGGGCACCAGUCUGAUAGCCUAUUGCUUACUAAUUUGAUGGACUUGUAUUCGUGUUGCGAGAGGUGCGAUGAAGCGUGUAAGGUGUUCGACGAUAUACGUGACAGAGAUACCGUUGCUUGGAAUGUGUUGAUUUCUUGUUGUAUGCGUAAUAACAGGACCCGAGAUGCAAUGGGUUUGUUUGAUAUUAUGCAGAGUGGCAGUGAUGGAUGUGAACCCGAUGAUGUCACGUGUUUACUUCUCUUGCAAGCAUGCGCCCACUUGAAUGCAUUGGAAUUUGGUGAAAAGAUCCAUGCUUACAUUGGACAGCAUGGUUAUGGUACUGCCGGCAAGUUGUGUAAUUCUCUGAUAGCAAUGUACUCACGUUGUGGAUGUUUGGAGAAGGCUUAUGGGGUGUUUAAGGGAAUGCGCAACAAGAAUGUGGUUUCAUGGAGUGCAAUGAUUUCAGGUUUAGCAAUGAACGGGCAUGGAAGAGAAGCUAUUGAAGCAUUUUGGGAGAUGCAGAAAUUGGGUAUUCCACCGGAUGAUCAGACGUUUACUGGAGUUCUUUCUGCUUGCAGUCAUUGUGGGUUAGUUGAUGAGGGAAUGAUGUUUUUUGAUCUUAUGAGCAAAGAGUUUGGGAUAGCGCCUAACACUCGUCAUUACGGAUGCGUGGUAGAUCUCUUGGGCCGUGCUGGUUUGCUUGAUCAGGCAUAUCAACUUAUCCUUUCAAUGUCGGUUAAGCCAGAUUCAACAAUGUGGAGAACCUUACUUGGGGCUUGCCGAAUUCAUGGUCAUGUUACCCUUGGAGAACGUGUGGUUGGACAUUUGAUUGAACUUAAGGCUCAAGAAGCUGGGGAUUAUGCUUUGUUGUUGAAUAUUUAUUCCUCGGCUGGCAAGUGGGACAAGGUAAUGGAAGUGAGAAAAUUUAUGCAGGAGAAAGCAAUACAAACCACGCCUGGCUGUAGCACGAUUGUUUUGAAGGGAGUAGUGCAUGAGUUUGUCGUGGAUGAUGUUUCACAUCCACGAAAGGGCGAGAUUUAUGAGAUGCUGAAUGAGAUUAAUCAGCAGCUAAAGAUAGCCGGUUAUGUUGCUGAAGUUUCCGCUGAAUUGCACAAUUUGGGUGCUGAAGAAAAAGGGGAUGCGCUCUCUUAUCACAGUGAGAAAUUGGCUAUUGCAUUUGGGGUUCUUUCAACUCCACCUGGCACAACAAUCAGAGUGGCCAAGAAUCUUCGUACCUGUAUUGAUUGCCACAAUUUUGCAAAGGUUCUCUCGGGUGUUUAUAACCGAGAGGUGAUUGUUAGAGAUCGCACCCGGUUUCAUCAUUUUAAAGAAGGACGUUGCUCCUGCAAUGACUAUUGUUUGACUAGACCAAGGUUAUGUAUGCAUCGCUAGAGAAAUGCUUCUUCCAGUUCGAGCAUUGUUGACACCUGUUAAAAGAUCAACCUAAAUGGAUUUGGCGUUCGACAAAGGAGGACCUAAAGUGAAGGAAGACGAUGUCCCCGUCACUGACCCCGACUUGGUAUUUGGGCGCUAUUUUGGAUUCAGUUUUUGAUCUCGAGGCGGAUAAUGUGAUAGAUAAUGACGUGAUCGAAUUGGACUGACUAAUGGAAAUGAAAGCUGAGAAAGGAAAACGAAAGGCCCAAGCCACGUCAGCACAGGAGAUUGUUGGGCUUAGCAAGAUAAAGUAUACGCUUUUGGAGGAGUCACAUGCUCAGGAGAAAUAGUGUUUUCGCCUUAAAGCCGAAAAGAUGGAGUAUGAUAAAGAAAAAGAGCUAAAUUUCAUCCGUAUUGAGGAUGAAAGACUGAGGUUUGACGCCAAGAAAAUGGAAAAUGAGAAGGAAAAAGAGUUAAAUAAAAUCCGUCAAGAGGACGAAAGAUUGAGGUUGGAGACGGAGAAACUGAGUUCACGAAGAAGGAAGCGGAUCAGCGCAUUAUGAUGAUGGACGUGAGUGCUAUGCCAGGACUGCAGGGGUUAUAUUUCCAGGAACUGCAGAGGGAAAUCAUGGCAAGAUGCAAUG
Messenger RNA from Juglans regia (Persian walnut), 2791 nucleotides. Its product is annotated as pentatricopeptide repeat-containing protein At3g47530. Gene Ontology annotation, biological process: RNA modification. Bases 315 to 2165 code for a protein of 616 amino acids. Gene Ontology annotation, molecular function: protein binding; RNA binding; zinc ion binding. The record is from RefSeq and is a predicted model, not a curated record. Lineage: Eukaryota; Viridiplantae; Streptophyta; Magnoliopsida; Fagales; Juglandaceae. The transcript is spliced from 2 exons.